This is a messenger RNA of Procambarus clarkii (red swamp crayfish), 1672 nucleotides long. Lineage: Eukaryota; Metazoa; Arthropoda; Malacostraca; Decapoda; Cambaridae. The record is from RefSeq and is a predicted model, not a curated record.
AUGACACUUCACCCCGGUAGGGGAGAGAGGAGACAUGGUCGGUGGGCGGCCAAUGGCCAUGUAGGGGAAAAAGGGGGCGUGGUCAAUAGUGGGCGGGGCAAGAGGGCAGGGGUGGUGAUGGGAGUGUGGGAGUGUCGGUGGGUGGGGUUGUCGGAGGUUGAUAUAGGGCUCUCACCCAGCCACACCAUCGCACUCUCACACACUACCAUGACAAGGUCUUGCGUGAUGCCUCUAGCAGCCUGGGUGUUACUGGCAACCUUUACCUGGUGUUCCUACGCCCACGCCGCCCAUGCUGCCCCAGUCCCGCCCGUCGUAGCCGCCCUCAGCUCUCCCUCUCAGGGCUUCGGCUCCAACAACAGCGAAGACGACUCCGUAGCUCAGCCUGAGAAGAGAUUACUCAAAUAUUUCCACCCAGGAAGCCAGGCAUGGAUGGACGAUGGCGGAGACUUGUACCCCAUCAGUCAGGAGGGCUCCAAGAGAGCCUACAGCGAUAGGAACUUCCUGAGGUUUGGACGCAGCGAUGUGGACAAGAGAAAUCGUAAUUUCCUCAGGUUCGGACGCAGUGAUCUUGGUGACUACGACAACAGCGACGACGAGACUCUCAACGACUCCCUCGUGAAACGAAGCCGGAACUUUCUGAGAUUUGGCCGCUCCGUGAACCGUCAGCUUAACGCCCUGUCUUGUGAUGGCUGUGAUGAGCACAACUACCCAGGAACCAACCCUAUCCCACCACCCAUCCCUGUCCAGUCCAUGGUUCCCGCCAAGCAAGACAUCGCCCACACCAUCGAGUCUCCAGAACUCGAUGACAGCACUUCUCAUCGCAUGAAGAGAGCCGCCAUUCCAACCGCUAAUGAUUACGGGUCAAUGUCAUCCUACAGCCCCAUCGCCUGGGCCAGAGGAUUCCAGCCUGAAGAACAGAUAAUCACCGUGUCCUCAGAGGAUCCACAGGACGUAAACAAACGCGCACUUGAUCGUAACUUCCUGCGCUUCGGCCGUGAUCGUAACUUCCUGCGCUUCGGCCGCAAUCGUAACUUCCUCAGAUUUGGCAAGCGGGACAGAUCCAACGAAUACCGGCCAUCCUCGCCCUCCGAGUCCAGCGAGUCCCUGGUGGCGGUGAGUCCAGCUGAGUACUCCCGCAACGUGAGGGCGCCCCAGAGAAAUUUCCUCAGGUUUGGCUGAACUGGAAGACGAGUCUAAUUUCCUCCCCUUAGGGUUCUGACCUUCCUUCGUCCCCAUAAUGACCUUAUCAACCCAAUGAACCCCACAUUAUAUACAAGUAUAACCCGCCUGUGUCAGCAACCAUAUUAUUUAACAUGACGGAUAAUUCUGCUCAAUAGUCUUCAUUCACAAUGUUGUCGCUUACAGAAAACGGAGAAGAGAAUAGUGAAAAACAGCGAUGAUGAAGCAUUGCGAAUUUAUUUAUACAAUUAUUUAAAGUAUAUUUGUAAAUGCACUCUUGUUCAUAGGUUAUAAUCUGGAUCAACUUUACAAUUAAAUUUUUUUUUUUAAGUUUCGCAGAAGUCAUUUUUUUGUGUGUUUUCCUAAUUGUGUCGUAGACAAGUCGUGUAAAUAAUUUAACUAAAGAACAUUUAGUUUAUAUAUUUAAUAAAAUGUAGAUCUAACGAUUUAUUCAAAUCAUGAAAACCUGCAGAGUUUUUUUAUUAUAUGUUUC